AUGGCCAAUUCUACUGAUUCUACUUUUGCUGACCGUGGCAGUCCCUCGUUCUCCAGUGGUAAUGCAAUGGGCCCUGCCACCAAUGGUAGAACCGUCGUGGAUUUUAUUCCUCAAGUAGCUGGCUUGCCCUUUCCUCCUCCUAUUCUGAGAUUGUCUAAGGCCCAGAGGAAGACCACUCCUACCGGAGUAAAUCAUGGUUCUGCUUCUAGUGGGAAACAGCCUUCGCCUCCUCCUGCCAUAAAAAUAUUUGUGAGUUAUCCGACAAUAUAUAAACUGGGAGCAAGGAAAUUUCUACUAGAUAAUAAUGUUUCUCCAUUAGGCUGUGUGCCCGCCAAUAUUCACGCCAAAAAGCACAAUACUUCCUGUGUGGAAGAUAUUAACCAGAGAGUAGCUUUCUUCAAUGGACUCCUCCCCAACGUUUUGACAAAACUAGAGAAGAUCUUAACGGGAUCUACUUUAGUGGGGUGUGAUCUAUACAAAUUGUUUUAA
This is a messenger RNA of Gossypium raimondii (Peruvian cotton), 489 nucleotides long. RefSeq lists its product as uncharacterized. The record is from RefSeq and is a predicted model, not a curated record. NCBI's taxonomy places the organism in Eukaryota, Viridiplantae, Streptophyta, Magnoliopsida, Malvales, Malvaceae. The coding region runs from base 1 to 489 and encodes 162 amino acids. The transcript has 3 exons.